GAGGAGAGACGCUGAGAGGAAGGGCGGGGCUUGGGGGAGAGAAAACGAACCUAACCCGGAGAAUAAGGCCAGAAGUGCGGUCAAAGGGGCCCGAACUAAGGCUAGAGGGCUGGGACUGCCAAGGAGGCGCUGGGUUAGGGAAGUACAGGAAGUAGAGGCCGGACCCGGGAGCAGGGUCAGGACUUCCGCGGAGAGGGGGGGGGGGGGGGGGGGUAGGUGGGGGCGGAAAAGGCGGAGCCGGGGAGGGCGGGGAGGCCCAAGGGUGGGGCUGAGGGAAUAAAAGCACGGCGGCCUCCUGGGUGCUGCUUAUCUACGUUGGAUCACUUCCUACGGUAACCUGUGCGCUGUUGAUCGCGAACACACCAUGGCCGGGUCCUUGCGCACCCCGCUGCUCCUGCUAGCCGCUGUGGCCCUGACUCUGGCUCUGGCUGUGAGUCCCGGGACCGGCAGGAGAAACAACAAGUCUGCACUGGUGGGCGCCCCGUUGGACGCCGACGUCAACGAGGAGGGCGUGCAGCAGGCGCUGAACUUCGCCCUCAGCGAGUACAACAAGGCGAGCAACGACGCGUACCACAGCCGUGCGAUGCGGGUGGUGCGUGCCCGAAAGCAGGUCGUGGCUGGGAUGAACUACUUCUUGGACGUGGAGAUUGGGCGAACCAGAUGUACCAAGUCCCAGCCCAACUUGGACACCUGUCCCUUUCAUGACCAGCCACACCUGAUGAGGAAAACGCUCUGCUCUUUCCAGAUAUACACUGUACCCUGGAUGGGCAAGACAUCCCUGGUGAAGUCCAGCUGCCAGGAUGCAUAGAGGACCCUGUGACAGGCUGGGUUGCUCUGACCCCCUUCUCCCACCCUGCUCCCCCCUUGUAGAACUCCUAAUCCUUGGAAGGGUGGCCCUGUCCAGGUGAUGUCCCCUCAGUGUGCUGGUCCCAGGAGACAAAUAGAAAAGGGUUCUGGGGCAUUUUCUGAACAGCUAAGUGACUGUAACUCCUUUCUUUUAAUUGUUUUCCAAAUGUACCAGUAUGUAGUGCACUUGUUCUGCUCUAUCUUCAUCAAUAAAAAGUAACAUCAGCUA
This is a messenger RNA of Leopardus geoffroyi (Geoffroy's cat), 1075 nucleotides long. Its product is annotated as cystatin-C-like. Bases 365 to 808 code for a protein of 147 amino acids. The transcript has 3 exons. The record is from RefSeq and is a predicted model, not a curated record. NCBI's taxonomy places the organism in Eukaryota, Metazoa, Chordata, Mammalia, Carnivora, Felidae. Gene Ontology annotation, molecular function: cysteine-type endopeptidase inhibitor activity.